Messenger RNA from Oryzias melastigma (Indian medaka), 2429 nucleotides. Its product is annotated as centrosomal protein of 164 kDa. Lineage: Eukaryota; Metazoa; Chordata; Actinopteri; Beloniformes; Adrianichthyidae. The coding region runs from base 174 to 2333 and encodes 719 amino acids. The transcript has a single exon. The record is from RefSeq and is a predicted model, not a curated record.
UGACAUUAUAACAUCUAGUCAUGUGACCUUCCGAUGACCUCAAAUGACAUCAUCAUCGAGAAUCCUUGAACUGACGACAAGUCUCAUGAAAAUCACUCGUUCGAGAAGGAGUCGUUUAGAGAGCACUGACCAGCACUACUACAACGAACUACAACUCUACAACGAAAUUCACCAUGAAUUCUAAGCCUGUUGGAAAAGACUUCAUAAACGUUGACUUCAGGAAUCACGACCUCAGAGGUUUAGAUUCUAGACCAAAAGCUCGUGUUCCGAUGUCAACCAAUCGGAAUUUUCCAGCUCUGAACCAGAGCGGGAAAACACCAGCAAACCCCCUCAAUACACGCCAACCGUUACGAGGCGUCAGGACUCCCAGACCCGACACAAAGUUUUCCACGACACCGACCCGCUUCGCUGAACCAAAAUCUGCCGCCAUUUCAGCAAAGCCAGCCCCAGACUGCGGUCAACCAGAGUCCACAGUGAAUUCAGCUGCUGGUUCCAAACCCUUCCAAGUUCCUCGUCGUAAAGUUACAAUUCAACGAGGUGACUGGGAAAUGGAAUUCAGUGAAGAUGAUGAUGAGAUCUACAUGGAUCAGAUAGUCACAUCCAAACCUCCAGUAAAAGCUGAUGAGCCUGCUAAAUGGAAUGAAAAGAAGAAAACCGGUCCAAUUGUUCCUGCUCCAACGUUUAACAUGAACAAUUUUCCAUCUUUAGACCAGAGGCAGAACACGACAACAGAUCCUGCCAUCAAACCAAAAUCCAACAAGAAUUCCAAAAUUGAUGUGAAAUCCUCCUGGAAUCACUUCAAUAAUGAUAAAGUUCCUGUUCCAAAGUACAACAGUCAGAACUGGUUUUUAGAUCCUGCCAUCAAACCUCAGCGAGUUCCGAGGACUUGGAAACCUAAGACACCAACCCAGUCUGUUGAACCACAAUCUGAAACCGUUCAGGAAAAGAAAGCAAGUCCUACGGUUCCUGAGAAGACACUCAGUGUGGUGGUUGAAGAACCACCAACACAAUCCAACUCUGACUGUCCUUCAGGAGUCGUCCAGGAACCUGUCCCAACUGUUUUUCCAAUCACCUUCGGAGACGUUGGUGUCUUGAAAGAACAGAAGGGACCGUCUCCUGUAGUGUUUCUGGAGCCCAAGAAACCCAGACCAGCAACAGCUGAGGAGCCUGCUGAACGGAAUGAGAAGGAGAAGACGCCAAACCUGAAUGGAAAUCCUGUGCAGAAAGAUAACAACACUGCUGCACUUCAACAGGAGAAUUCUGCCCUGAAAGUAGAACUCAAGCGUCUCAACAAAGUCCUUCAGCAGAAAGAUGAGGUUCUUUCUCUUGUUACUAGGAAAAUGGAGAAUCUUGAAAAAGAGUUAAAGUGCAGGACAACCUUCCUGGAAAAAGCCAAGAAUCACCUGAGCCAAAUGCAGCAGCAGAAGAGUGAGACUGAAACUGAAGCUGCUUUGGCUCAAUCUCAGAGAUUGUUGAAGGAGAAGGAGGAGGAACACGUGAAGGAAACCACGUCUUUAAAGGCCACUGUAGAACAGCUCAAACAGCAGCUUCAGGCUGAACGUUCUCUCAUGGAAAAGGAGAAAACGUCUUUCCAUGAAAAAACUCGUGAAAAUGUGGAACUCACCAAAAAAAUCCACCAGCUGGAAGAAAAUCAGACCUUAAAACGUACAGCAAACGAGGAAGAGGAAAGACUGCAGUGGCAGAAAGAAAAGACCUCCUUUCUCCAAGAAAUCUCUCAGUUAAAACAGCUUGUUCAGGAAAAGGACAACAACAUUUCCAAGUCUGAAGAGGAGUACAAAAGAACUCUUCAGGAGAUGGACAAGCUAAAAGACAAUAAUCAGGUGAAUUCAAAGCUCAUCAGCAAAGUGAAGAACCUGGAAGCUUCUCUUUGGAACGAAAAGGUAAAGACCAAUGAAGCCAACAGCUGCUUAACCCAGCAGAUGGAAGAGUCCACAAAGUUAAAAGCUGCAUUGGUCCAAACAGAGACCGAUCUGAGGAACCAAAUGCAGCAGUGGAAAACAGAGAAACAAAGGCUCCUCAAAGAAUAUCAGAUGGAAUCAGCAAAGAUUCAUGAUGCCUUAAUGGAGACUAAAAAGCAGCAGGCAGAGGACAAACAGAAGUGGGACGAAGAGAAGUCCUCCCUUUCUCAAGAAAUCUCUCAACUACAAGAGGAUAUCAAGAGAAAGGACGGCAAACUGGACCGCUACCAAAAGCUCUUCACAAAAAAGAUCAAACAACUCCAAGAGCAGGUGGACGAACUCAAAGAAAAGACCAAGAAAAAAUCACGCAGUGGUUUUCUGAGUUUUUUCAAAAGGUCUAGUAAAAAAGAUUAAGAAUCCUGACGACCACGGAGGAGGUCUUUGAAGAAAAGACUCAAGACCUCCAUUGGAAUGUGACUUUUAGAUGAACUGAAGGAACUUUUAGGAAAU